AUGGCAUCCCUCAACCUCUCGAUCAAUGGGCCUUCGAUCAAGUCCAGCUACCAGGGCGUGAUCAAUGCCUCGACCUCCAACUCGUCCAGCUUCGCAACCUGGGCCCUCUUCUCCGUACAAGCUCCGCUCGCCAAUGCCUUCCAGGAUUCAGGCAACAAGGAGAGUGUCCUGAAGGUCCAGUCCACAGGCGAAGGCGAGCUCGAGGAACUGCUCGAGGACUUCAACGAGGGUCGCAUUCAGUUCGCAUUCAUCAAGAUCAAGGACCCCAACUCCGGUCUUCCUAAAUAUGCUCUCAUUGCCUGGUGCGGUGGAGGUGUGCCCGAGCGGACCAAAGGCUACUUCACCAGCCAUCUCAACGCCGUUUCCAAAGUUCUCCAUGGCUACCAUGUGCAAAUCACUGCCCGCUCAGAAACCGACCUCGAACCCGCCAACAUUUUGCAGAAGGUAGCCGACGCUUCUGGCUCCAAAUACACCGCAGGCGGCAGUGCUCCCGUCAAAUCCUCAGGUGCACCCCCGCCUGUCAAGUCCAAGCCAGUCUUCCCCACCACGAACUCAACCGCCAGUAUCUCCUUCAACCCUAUCAUAGCUGCCCGAAACGCCAACUUGCGCCAGAAGACCAACGACGACGGCUGGGGCGAGGACGCUCCGCAGGUAUCGCGCAGCGAGAUCCAGAGGGUCGAGUCUGCCUACAAGCCCACAAAGGUCGACAUCAAUGCUCUGCGAAGCCAAGCCCCGACCCACCAAGACGACCGUCCCGACGUAGUCCGAGGUGCUUACCAGCCCAUUGGCAAGGUUGACAUCAACGCUAUCCGGGCGGCUGCCAAGGAGAAACAGGAUGACAGGCCUGCUGCUGUCAAGGGCGCCUACGAACCAGUGGGUAAAGUGGAUAUUGCUGCCAUUCGCGCCAAGGCCCAGAAGCCCGCCGAGCAUGAGCACGAGCCUGAGCCUGAGCCCGAAGAGACAUCGGAACGGCCAAAGUCCUUGUCCGAACGCAGUGCGGCCUUCAACCAGUCCGAACGAAUCACGGAACUCCCGAAGCCCAAGGUUGCCAAGAAGUUUGGCGGUGCACCUUCGUACGGAGGCACAGGCACGAAGCCCCUGAACCCUGGUGGCUUUGGCCUGCUGGGUCCGGCCGGUGGUGCUCCUGUCAAUCCCCAAGUCGGCUCGGCAGGACGAUCGUUCCAGGCCGCUGCCAGCAAGACACCUGCACAGAUAUGGGCAGAGAAGAAGGCAGCUCAAGGCGGCGGCGGCUCUACGUCCAGUGUCUCAAGCCCUGCUGCUCCAUCGCCCGUAGAAGCACAAAAGAGCGGAGGUUGGCAAAGUGGUUACGCUGGCAAGUCCUGGGGAACUGUACAGACUGGAGGUUAUAGUCGGGGUAUCCCUGGGCAGAAGACCGGAGACACAGCAACUAGCCAAGACCAUACCGAACCUGAGACUAAACCUCAAGGAGUCAGUUCUCUGAAGGACCGUUUCAAGGAUGCAGCCCCUAUCGGCGUCGCAGCAGGAGCUGGUGCUGCUGCUGGAGCAGGCAUCGGUGCCGCCAUCGCUUCUCAUGACGAUCAAGACGAUGAAGAAGAAUCUGCACCCCCGCCUCCACCUCCUGCUACCCGUCCAAGCGAUGCUCCCUCGGGUGGGUUCGCCCUUCCUGGAAUGCCACCUCGACCACCACCUGUAACUGAUGAAGAGGAGGAGGAGGAGGAGGAGCCUGAGCCUAUUCGAGUCGCACAGCCUGUUGCUCGUGGUCCCGAGCCUGAGAUUGAGCCUGCUACUGAGCCUCCGAGAUCAUUGCCUGUUCGUUCUAUUGCUCAGGAGCUACCCAGGGAGGAAGACUUGCCCGACGAAGAGGAGACUUACGAUCCUCGAGCCGCAUCACAAGCCGUUGCCGAGCAGCAGUUCGGUGAAGAGCAGGUUGCUGACGCACCUGCUGCCAGCGGUGGAAAGCGUGCUCUGGUCCAGUAUGAUUACGAGAAGGCCGAGGACAACGAGGUCGAACUCCGCGAAGGCGAGUACGUUACGAACAUCGAGAUGGUUGACGAGGAUUGGUGGAUGGGUACCAACACGGCUGGUGAGAGCGGUCUAUUCCCAUCGAACUACGUCGAACUCGUCGACGACGAUGACUCCGCCCAAGCCGCUGCUCCCGCUCCCCCUCUGCCGCCCCCUGCUGCCGCUGAACCCGAGCCCGAGCCCGAGCAAGCUGCCGGUGGCGGCGCAAUUGCCACGGCCAGCUUCGACUAUGAGGCUGCCGAGGACAACGAGCUCAGCUUCCCCGAAGGAGCCAAAAUUACCAACUUGGAGUUCCCUGACGAUGAUUGGUGGUUCGGCCACUACCAAGGCGCGUCGGGUCUCUUCCCAGCGAACUAUGUGGAAUUGGACCAGUAG
Messenger RNA from Truncatella angustata, 2379 nucleotides. RefSeq lists its product as uncharacterized. The transcript has 4 exons. Lineage: Eukaryota; Fungi; Ascomycota; Sordariomycetes; Amphisphaeriales; Sporocadaceae. Gene Ontology annotation, biological process: regulation of actin filament polymerization. The record is from RefSeq and is a predicted model, not a curated record. Gene Ontology annotation, cellular component: plasma membrane; cortical actin cytoskeleton; site of polarized growth. Gene Ontology annotation, molecular function: actin filament binding. Bases 1 to 2379 code for a protein of 792 amino acids.